Molecule: messenger RNA, 3159 nt
Organism: Paramuricea clavata
Lineage: Eukaryota; Metazoa; Cnidaria; Anthozoa; Malacalcyonacea; Plexauridae
Source: the annotation of a GenBank genome assembly
CGAAAUGUAUCGUCUCAAUUAUUGGUGAUGAAGUAGAUAUUCCUAGCUUUACGGAACAGCAGGUAUGGAAUGCCUUGAAAAGAAUAAAGAGGACAGCAACAGGUCCCGAUUAUAUUCCCUAUUGGGUUUGGAAUGAUCAUGCGGAAAUUCUAACCGAAGUUGUAACUAACGUCUGGGAUUUGUCCCUUUCAUCACAUACUUGGCCAGAUUCAUGGAAAAGAGCGAAUAUUAACCCUCUUGUAAAGGUUGAUUUACCAAAGGAAGAUGGUGAUUUUCGUGGAAUAAAUAUUACACCUGUAAUUGCGAGGACCUUCGAAAAGCUCGUUUAUAAUAGUCAGGUCAAGUCGACAGUUGAGGAAAUUUUAUCCCCAACGCAAUUUGUGUACAGGCAGGGGGGAAGUUGUACAAACGCUCUGUUGACUAUUCAGAACAAAGUACUCAGCUUCUUAGAUAGAGCGGACUGCAAAGCAGUUAGACUGUUUUCUAUGGAUUUUAGCAAGGCUUUCGACUCCGUGAAACAUUCACUCCUCUUGGAAAAGUUAAAAAAUGUGCCACUCAACCCUUAUAUCAUAAAUUGGUAUUUAAAUUUUCUAAAGAAUAGAAAGCAAAGAGUCGUUUGUAACGAUUUUUGUGGAGAAUGGAUGGAUGGAUGUUAAUAAGGGUACAACACAGGGGAGCGUAAGUGGACCCUACCUUUUUAAUAUUUUCCUAAAUGAUUUAGAGGUGGACAUAGACGGCGAGAACGCUCUUUUUAAAUAUGCGGACGAUUCAAAUAUAAUGGUGCCAGUUUGGAGUGACGGUCCUUGAUACAUCAACAGCCAGGCGAAACACUCGUAGAAUUUAUUCAGCAACUUCGGAGACUAAGUAAGGAUUGUAAUCUAAAAAGUGUUACUGCUGAACAGUAUCCGGAGGAACUAAUUUGAGACUCAUUUAUUAAUGGUCUACUUUCCCCAUUAAUUCGUCAACGUCUUCUAGAGAACAGUACACUAGAUUUGAAAUCUGCUUUUGACCAAGCUAAUGCUUUUGAUUUAGCACAGAAGAACGCGGAAAUGUAUACCAUGCCCACUAUUCCCACAGCUACAGCGGCAGCUGUUUCAGUAACAGAACAGACCUCGAAAGCUGCUGCCUCCAAUGACGAUGUCCCUCUUGCCGGAACAUUUACAUCAAAGAAAUGCUAUUUCUCUGGUAAUUCUAUCCAUAAUAGAAGAAAUUGCCCUGCCCGAAAUCGUGUGUGUGUGUGUGUGUGUGUGUGAUAGCUGUGGCAAAAGGGGGUAUUAUGCAAACGUUUGCAGGUCAAAAGCCCCUACGGUUGCUUCAAUAUUUUCGCCUUCACUUUGUGCAAUCGUGGCUUCCUGUCCAGAGUCUUUGAAGCAAGCAUCUGUAAUAUCUCUAUUGGAAACAAACCGUUGACUGCACUUGUUGAUUCUGGACGUUCUGACAGCUAUAUAAAUGAGAGCGUGGCCAAACACCUUGAUCUUCAUUUCCAUCCAUCAAAACAAUAUGUGUCUAUGGCCCUGAGUUCCCUCAAGUCACAUGUUGUUGGUCACUGCUAUGUAGAUAUUGCUCUGAAUGAACAUAUGCAUCCAUCCUGUAGUCUGGGAAUACUUAAAGAUCUUUGUAGCGAUAUAAUCCUAGGUCAGGAUUUCCAAAAAGGGCACAAGAGUGUUAUUAUCGAAUAUGGUGGUUCUAAACCAGAGCUGAUGAUUCCAAAGUCUACCCCUGUUUGUGCUCUCUCUGCUGCAUCAGUUGAAGAGCCGUCUCUUUUUGCGAAUCUUAGUCCAGAUUGCAAACCGAUAGCAAGUAAACCGAGACGCUUUAGUAAGGAAGACCACGAUUUUAUACAACAGGAGGUUAAUCAGCUUCUUUCGGAAGGGAUCAUUGAACCUAGCAAUUCACCAUGCAUGGAGAGCACAGGUUGUUGUUGUUAAAGAUCCGUUGAAUAGACAUGAGAAGCGGUUCUGCAUAGACUACUCGCAGACCCUUAACCAGUAUACCGACCUUGACGCCAAUCCUCUACCACGGAUUGAUUAUAUGAUUAACAAUCUUGCUAGCUACAAAUUUUUCUCAACUUUUGAUCUUAAAAGUGCCUAUCAAGUGCCAAUAAAGGAAGCUGAUCAGAAAUAUACUGCCUUCGAAGCCAUUGGAAGACUCUAUCACUUCCAACGCGUGCCUUUUGGGGUCUCUGCCUCGAUGUCAUCAAACAACCUCGAAGAAAUCCAUAUUGGGUUGUGUUAUCCCGGUGUAACUCGAAUGUUACGAUUCGUAAAGUCCAAGAACCUUCUUCCAUACUCCACUGAAGAAGUUCAGAAAGUGUGGUCAGCACGCCGAAGUUGCGCCGAAUUGAAGCCUCAGUUUUAUCGUCGGCAGCAAUCCGGAAACCUAAUCAAAGCCACACAGCCUAUGGAGCGACUUAGUAUCGACUUCAAGGGUCCACUACCUAUUGCUACUCGUAAUGCAUAUAUACUCACUGUUGUGGAUGAGUACUGCCGUUUCCCAUUUGCCUUUCCAUGUCCAAAUAUGCAAUCCUCAACCAUCAUCAUGUGUCUGAAUCAGUUAUUCAGUCUUUGUGGCAUGCCAAAUUAUAUUCACUCAGAUCUUGGUACCUCUUUCCUUUCUCGGGAACUAUAGCACUAUCUAACGAAACGAGGAAUAGCAACGAGUAGAACUACGCCGUACCAUCCAAUUGGCAAUGGUCAAGUUGAACGAUACAAUGGCAUCAUCUGGAAGGCGGUUCGUUUCGUCUUGCUCUAAGGUCAGCUAAUCUACCAGAUUCAAGAUGGGAACUCGUACUCGCUGAUGCACUUCACUCGAUUAGAUCACUUCACUGUACGUCAACUAAUGCAACUCCACAUGAAAAGCUUUUCAACUUUCAUCGUCGUUCAUCAUAUGGUGUGUCCCUGCCAUCGUGGAUGCAACCUGGUAUUGCUACGUCGAUUUGUUCGAACGAGUAAGAACGAUCCACUUGUGGAUGAAGUGGAGUUAACGGAUGUGAACCCAACCUACUCACGUGUACGUUACGCUGAUGGGAGAGAAUCGUCUUUUUCUUUACUGAUCUGGCUCCUUGCCCGCCUUCUUCCAUCCAGAAUGGAAUCCCCUUCGAACCCCAACCUUCGCAAAAACCCUUCCCUACAUCUGAUGGAUUUCCUCCAGCGCCAAACU